This is a messenger RNA of Vanessa tameamea, 1541 nucleotides long. Its product is annotated as trypsin CFT-1-like. Gene Ontology annotation, molecular function: serine-type endopeptidase activity. The transcript has 9 exons. The record is from RefSeq and is a predicted model, not a curated record. Lineage: Eukaryota; Metazoa; Arthropoda; Insecta; Lepidoptera; Nymphalidae. The coding region runs from base 45 to 971 and encodes 308 amino acids. Gene Ontology annotation, biological process: proteolysis.
GCUAUCGGUCGAUAAGAGACUUCUCGAUCGCCAGUCCAUUGUUAAUGUUUGCAAAAAUGUGGUGUGUCAUUUUAAUUUUAAAUUUAAUAGUGUGCUCUUACGCACAAACUAUCAACACAUCUUUCAACAUGAGCGUUGCCGGCACCGCAGACGACAACAGCACGCGUAUCAUUGGUGGAAAUCCUACAACCGUGGAAAAGUAUCCGUUCGUUGUACAGAUCCUGUACUCAUCUCAGCUAUCGUGUGGGGGUUCUCUAAUAACUCAGUGGCACGUGCUCUCCGCCGCGCAUUGCUUCGUUGCUGAGAAUGGCCAACAAGUAAGUCCGAUCUACUACAGCGUCAGAAUAGGAUCUUCAUAUAUAAAUAGAGGCGGUCUGCUGCGCAAGGUGUCGCUGGUCGUGGUGCACCAAUCGUACAACACGCCGUUGCGUGACAACGACGCGGCGGUGAUGACUUUAUCGUCGUCCGUGCCGCUGUCGGCAUCUGUGGGGCUCGCUACGUUGCCGAUAGCAAAAGUUGUGGUGCCGGAUGGAACGCCCGUUGUUAUCCUGGGCUGGGGACGGACCAAUGCGUCGGUGGCACAAGGGUCGACGGUGCUGAACGAGGUGCAAGUGUACACUGUGUCGCGCGAAACGUGCGCGGCGCGCUACCAUUUGUUGGAGGCCUCGGGGUAUCUCUACCCCGUCACCGACAACAUGCUCUGUACGGGCUUGCUCGACGAGGGCGGUAAGGACGCGUGUCGAGGCGACAGCGGCGGGCCGGUAGUGGCGAACGGCGUGGUGGUAGGGCUGACGUCGUGGGGAUGGGGCUGUGCGGACCCGACAUUCCCUGGAGUCAACACGCGCGUGGCCGCAUACUUCAAUUGGAUCAACUCCACCGUGUUCGGCGUGGCCUACCCGCGGUCCAACGGCGCCACCUCUCGUCACCUUAGUCUACUACUACUAGCUUUUAGCAUUAUUGCAAUCCGCUAGUACCUCUGUCGGUGAGCGCGUCGUCGACGUAGAGGUCGGCCAUCAGGUCGGCGGCGGGCAGGUCGCGAAGCAGCCGGCGACGCGCAGUGGGGGCCCCGGGAGCCGCGGGGACCCCAGGGAGCGCGGGAGGGGGCUCGGGAGGUGCGGCACUUCGCCAGCGCGCGAACUCUUCGCUCACGGAGAGUCCAACGCUGGCCGGCGCCUCGUCGCGAUGCCUCCUUUCCGUAAAGCGCGCGAAGCAGGCAUCGUCCUCUAAAGCCAGCGUGCGGUCGAUGACCGUGCAGGUCAUAUCCCGCAGCGUGUCCAGGACCAGGUAGCUACGUUCGAACUCGCCUGCUUCGGCCGUCUCGACUGCCUCGCCGGGGCUCGGCCUCGAAUCGCUCUUUAAAAAUAAUAUAACAAUUUACAAACAAUCGCCAUACAAUCGUCGAAUCUUCAUCGAUGUGACUAAUUAAAACUAAAACGACCAAAUUCUCAAAUAAAUAAAAAUGCGUUUUAAACGCUCAUUUUGCUUAAUUGUAUAUAACGUAUAAUGAAUAUUAUAAAAAUUAAAUGUAAUAUUACUUGUAG